Molecule: messenger RNA, 2309 nt
Organism: Oryza brachyantha (malo sina)
Lineage: Eukaryota; Viridiplantae; Streptophyta; Magnoliopsida; Poales; Poaceae
Product: protein SAAL1
Exons: 11
Coding region: 126-1922 (598 amino acids)
Source: RefSeq, a predicted model, not a curated record
CACCGGCGUCACUGUUCACCGGCAGAAGAAGCCCCAAACCCAAGACCGCGUCGCCGUCGCCGGCGCACGCGACCUGCGCUCCUCCCUUGCCACACCUCGUCUCGCCCACCACCACGCCAGCUCCAAUGGCGCCCGGCCCCACCUCCCCGGAAGCAGAAGCCCGCGCGGUGGGUGGCGGAGCGGGGAAGGAGGACGAAGCCGCGGCCUCGCCCACCACCCUCACCGCCGACCACGCAUCGCUGGGCCCCGUCUCCUCUCCAGAAGAAUGCGCGCGAGGUGUGGACGGGGAAGCGGCGCGGGAGGAUGGAGCCGCAUCCUCGCCAUGGCUCCCCGCCUCGCCCGACACCGACACCACUGACUACGCUCGGUUGGACUUGGACGAAGUCGGCGAAGCGGAGCAGGAAGGCCACGCGUCAUUGCCAUGUGAAGAGAAGGAAGCGAAGGAACUGAGAGAACACGAAGAGGAUUGUGACGCGGACGACGAGGCGGAGGAGGAGGAGGAGGAUGACGAGGAGGCCCCGACGCACCUCCCCCUCGCGCCCUCGUCGGAAUCGGAGUUACCUGAUGAUACGUCAACAUUUGAUCCCAGCUUCACCAUCUCUCUCAUAAGGAAGCUUGUUCCGUCGGGACCAGAUGUGGAUAAAGAGUUCAUUGUGAAUCAGGGACAGGCAGAAGAAAAGGAUACUAGUAGUUCUGAUGGUGGGAAACCAACACAGCCUGAUGACAAUGAUCUUUGGGACGAGGAAGGUGGCAAGCUGUGGGACCUUUCAGCUAUUGAAUCUCAGGCAAAACUUAUGGUUAACAACCUUGUACUUGAAGUGCUUUUGGCAAACCUUCAUGUGAGACAAUCUCUUCGAGCGAAGGAAAUCUGUAUUGGGAUCCUAGGAAACUUAGCUUGUCAUAAAUCUCUGGCCGAUGCAAUCACUUCGCAUAAUGGAUUAAUUGCAACUGUUGUGAAUCAAUUAUUUCUUAAUGACUCUGCUUGCCUUACUGAAACAUUCAGGUUGUUGAGCACCAUUUUUCAGAGCAAUGCAUCUAUGUCAUGGGCUGAAGCUCUUUUACCUGAUGAAAUUCUUUCACGUAUUAUAUGGAUAAUUGGAAACACAGUGAAUUCUACCUUAUUUCAUAAGACCUUGGAGUUUCUGUCGGCUCUCGUUGAUGACCAAGAUGUGAUUACCAUUCUUAUUGAGCCCUUGAUAAAAGUGGGUUUAGUUGACUGUUCUAUUAGUUUGCUACUAACUGAGCUUGAAAAAUCAAUGGAUGGAAAUAAUCUGAACAGGUCAGAUUCUCUUGAUUCAAUCUUUCGCCUUAUUGAGGAACUAUCCGCCAUAGACAACUGUUCAAAAAUAAUGUCAUCAAAUGACCAACUGAUUAAAGCUCUAAACAGUGUAGUCAAGUUACCGGAUAAAUUUGAGGUUGAGGACUAUUGCGCUUCUGUGUUGAUCAUAUUAGCCAAUGUUUUGUCUGAUGGGGAACAUCUCACGCCUAUUCUGUCUGAUGAUUUACCCUUACUGGAGGGCCUAUUUGACAUUCUUCCAUUGGUCUCUGAUGAUAAUGAAGCUCGAAAUGCAUUUUGGUGUAUCUUGACACGUUUACUGGAACAAGUACACACACAAGAAUCUGUCGUGAACUCUUCAAAAGUCGAGCAGUUUGUGUCUAUCUUCUUGGCUAAGUUCACCCCCAUCAAAGAUGACAUCGAAACACAUGGGAUUCAAACAGAAGCUGAUUCUUCAGUUGAGGGUGUUUCUUUGAAGAAUGGGCUAUGCACAUCUCUCAGGGCAAUGUGCAACAUCACGAAAAGAUGGAUUGCGGAUAAGUCGUCCUUGGGCAAAGAAGACGCUUCACUGACUGACAGCUCCAUUAAAAGUGCUAGGGAACUGCUGAAUUUCUGCCGGUCUGCAAUGGGCACUACUGACCUGUGAAGCUUGCAACACGAAGGUUUUGCUGUAGAGGGCAACUACAUACGUGAAAACCUACUAGGAGUUUUGAUGUAUAGGCGUAUAGCACGAGAUCUUCCCAAGGCCUGUUAAAACCCACUAGGAGUUUUGCUGUAGAGGAUUACAAAUUUACAAUGAUGCAUAAAUGAUAGAUCACCAAUUGCUGAAGUAGAUCGCAACUCACGUGGUUCUGCCAAUUUACAUUGCAUUGGUCGAGAAUUUACUUCGCAACUUGCGUUGUUACUGGAAUGCUUGUGAUGUAAUGAACGUGUAUAAAAUGGUAGCAUACUAUGGCACAGUGCCAAUGGUUUCGUAUCAACCCUACUGCUUUUGACUUAACGAGAUGCUGGCAAACCUAUUCUGUUAUGUGAG